AUGCCUGGAAAUUCUCAAAUAUCAGAUGAUGAUUCUGUCUCAAAUGCAAAUUUAUCGAAAAAUAUAAGCAGUUUGAUUUUUUUGCUUUCUUUUAUCAGAUAUUAAAUCUUUUUUGGCGCUAGAGACCUUAAAUAAUUAACUACAGCUAUAAGACAUUAUUUUUUUUAUUUAUAAAUUUCGUAUUAUGGCGGAAGCAAAUAAAAAGCUUAAAAACUUAUAAAAUUAAACAGGACAGCUCAGAAUUACCUGAACAAAAUUCACUGGCUGAAAAUUCAAAAUUAAAUCAAAAUGUUGAUCACGCAGAAAAAGCAGAAAUUAAGGUUAGAAAGAAGUCUGAAGAGACAUCUCUUAUUGAAACAAGUGAAAAAGAGAAAGCUGACGGGAUUAUCGGAAAAGUCCAAUACAAACUGACAGAGCAGCAAAUCAAAGACAUGAAAACUGGUCCAGAAGGGCUUACUGACGAAGAGGCUAAGUUCAGAUUUACACGAGAUGGCCCGAAUACCAUUCUUGAAAAGAAAAAAAAACCAAUCUUGAAGUUCCUAUCUUAUUUUUGGGGUCCGAUGCCUAUAAUGAUAUGAAUAGCCAUUAUUAUUGAAAUAGUAAGACUUUCAUACAUUGAUUUUGUAGUGCUCUUAAUUCUUCAAUUUUUUAAUGGCUUUGUAGGCUGAUACGAAGAGCGAAAUGCUGGGAAUGCCAUUGAAGCUCUCAAGAAAAAUUUAGCACCGAAAGCCAAAGUAAAGAGGAAUAAUGAAUGAUCGACAAUUGACGCCAUAAAUUUGGUUCAAGGCGACAGAGUUAAUAUAAAAUUAGGCGAUGUUAUUCCUGCAGACUGCAUAUUAGGCCAAGGAAAUAUAGAAGUUGAUCAAUCAGCAAUGACAGGUGAAUCAAUGGCUGUAAAUAAAUAUGAAGGAGAAAUUGUAUAUCAAGGCUCAAUUUGUAAAAGAGGAGAACUAGAAGCUGUCGUUGUCUCUACUGGAGCAAAUACUUUUUUUGGUAAAACUUCAGCAUUGGUAGGGAAAACAAAUAAUGUUGGAAACAUUCAAAAAGUUAUUACUAAAUUUACAGGAAUUUUAAUGGUUGCAUCAAUUUUAUUUGUGACCAUUAUUUUUGUGGUAGUGCUUACAAAAGGAAAUGAUGUGCUUGAAACAUUAUCUCUGUGUGUAGUCAUCUUAGUUGCCUCUAUCCCAAUUGCUACUCAGGUUGUAGCCAGUGUAACUUUAGCUGUCGGGGCUCAUAAUUUAGCUAGAAGCAAAGCAAUUGUGAGCAAACUAACAGCAAUUGAAGAAAUGGCUGGAAUGCAAAUUUUAUGCUCAGACAAAACUGGAACGCUCACGAAAAAUGAGUUAACUGCCAAUCCGCCCUUCUUAUUAGAAAAUUAUUCAAUUUCAGAUAUAUUUUUGUAUGCAGGGCUCUCUUCGAGAAGAGAAAAAGUUAAGUUAAGAGUUUAGUUUAUCCCUACCCUACGCUACCACCAAAAUCAGCACCAUCAGCACCAGCAGCGCCAUUAGCACCAUCAGCACCAUCAGCACAUCAGCAUCACGCCAAGCAUCUUCCACUCAGCACAAACCAACUCAUUUCCAGCUAAAUUAAAUUCUCAUCACUAUGUUUCCAUCUUUUCUGGUGACGUGCUCAAAAAUGGUGACGUCACCAUCUACAGGGGAGACCCUUGUUCCUUUAGCUUCCGGACCCACGGGUUCCUACGAAGAGAAAAAGGAACUCAAGACGCAAUUGAUAAAUGUAUCUCAGAGAGUGCCGAAAAAGACCAUAAUAUAAAAUACGAUAAAUAUGAGGUUACUGAUUUCAUCCCGUUUGACCCCAAAAUUAAAAGAACUGAAGCCACAGUCAGAAAUAAUGAAAAUAAUAAGAUUUUUAAAUGCACAAAGGGAGCCCCACAAAUAGUUUUAAGCCUUUGUGACUAUAAAAAUAUUGAAGACAUCGUCUCUAAAAAUGUAGCUAAUCUUGCAUCCAGAGGGUAUAGGACAAUAGGAGUCGCUAUAUCUGAAGAAGACGACAAGUGAAGUAUGGUUGGCUUAAUUCCUCUAUAUGACCCACCAAGGGAUGAUACAAAAGAGACCAUAGCAAAAGCUUUGCAAAUGAAUCUUAAGGUAAAAAUGAUUACAGGAGACCAAAUAGAAAUUGCAAAAGAAACAGCACGCCUUUUAAACCUUGGAGAUACUAUAUAUAACUCUGAUCUGUUCUCUGAGGACGCAGAAUCUGAUGAUCAAACUACUGUCAAAAUACUCGUAGAAAAAGCAGAUGGAUUCGCAGAAGUUUUUCCUGAACAUAAAUACAGGAUUGUAGAAAUUUUGCAGAGUUUAAACUAUAGAUGUGGAAUGACUGGAGAUGGAGUUAAUGAUGCUCCUGCAUUGAAAAAGGCAAACGUUGGAAUUGCUGUAGAAGGAGCUACUGAUGCAGCAAGGGCUGCAGCUUCAAUUGUUCUUACAAUGCCUGGCUUAUCUGUUAUAAUUCAAGCCAUUUUUUUAGCAAGAAUGGUUUUUCAACGUAUGAACAAUUAUUUUAUUUACAGAAUUGCUUGCACAGUCCAACUUUUAGCAUUUUUCUUUAUUGCGAUGGCAAUAAUAAACCCAAAAGAUGAAUUUACAUGCCGCUCAAACGGAAAAUCUUGUUCUAGCAUCCCUACAUCAUUUUCAUUUCCAGUUAUUGCUAUCGUUCUUAUUGCAAUCCUCAACGAUGGCACCUUAGUCACAAUUGCUUAUGAUAGAGUAACUGUUUCAAAAAAGCCUGAACAAUUUAACCUGUCCAUCAUGUUUUUAAACGCCUGUACUCUUGGCUUCGUUGCAUUGAUAUCAUCAAUUACUCUUCUCUUACUCUGUUUAGCUCAUAUGGAUGAUAGCAGUCCCAAUGACUUUUUCCAAGGAUUUGAUAUAAGUACCUUUUCUUAUGGAGAAGUUCUCACAGCGAUGUACCUCAAAGUGGCAUUGUCAGAUUUUUUUACACUUUUCAGUGCAAGAACAAGUAGUUGGUUCUGAACACGUGCUCCGAGCUGACAAGUUGUAAUUGCAUUUAUUGUAGCUACGGUAGCUGCAACUUUGUUUUCUUGCUACUGAUUUUUUAAUUUUGCUGAUAGUGGUUCUGGGUCUAUACCAAGCAUGCAGUCCAUUUCAUGACGCUUUGCGGGCUUCAUUUGGGGUUUUGAUUUGGUGUUUUUUAUCAUACAAGAUGUUAUAAAAGUCGCAGAGCUUCAUUUGAUAAAUAGCUAUUAUAAGUCAAAAGGAAAAGAAGCCGGGAUUGGAGGCUCUGUGCUUUCAGAAACAUUUUUACAGUUUACAUCUAAAAAGACUAUUAUCAGGAGACAGACUUCAUCGUUUAUAAGGUAA
Blepharisma stoltei is the source of this 3338-nucleotide messenger RNA. NCBI's taxonomy places the organism in Eukaryota, Ciliophora, Heterotrichea, Heterotrichida, Blepharismidae. The record is from the annotation of a GenBank genome assembly.